AUAGCGAGUCCGGCGCAACUGAGCUGUUGACAGGAGAGCGAGUGACAGGAGAGAGAGAGAGGUAGACUGGGAGAGAGAGAGAGAGAGAGAGAUAGAGAGAGAGGUAGAGUAAAAAUAAAGAAAGAAAAGGAAAAAAGAGAAAGAACUGCUGCUGCUGCCGCUGUCGUGUUCACGUGUAGGUGGGGUUCACUGGUAAACAAGCCGGUAGAGGAACCGACGAAGCGCUUUUGGGGCGGAGAGUCGGAGAGCGAAAGAGAGAGAGAGAGAGAGAGAGAGAGAGAGAGAGAGAGAGAGAGAGAGGGGAGAGGGAGAGAGAGAUAGAAAGAGAAAGAGAGAGAGAGAGAACGAGAGAAAGAGAGAGAGAGUCAUCCAAGGUUCGCCUGCUCCGCCGAGGGGGGGAGUGGGGGAGGACACACUCACUCACUGCCAACCCAGGCGGGCGACGAGGUUGGGCCUGCAGCCCAGGAAAACAUGGAGCUCGAGAAUAUCGUGGCCAACACCGUUCUCCUGAAGGCGAGGGAAGGAGGGGGUGGUAACCGAAAAGGCAAGAGCAAGAAGUGGAAACAGAUGCUGCAGUUCCCUCACAUAAGCCUGUGUGAAGAACUCCGCCAAACUAUAGAGAAAGACUACAACAGCCUUUGUGAGAGGCAGCCAAUCGGGCGCAUGCUCUUUCGGCAGUUCUGCGAUACCAGGCCGGAGCUGAGGCGCUGUGUCAGAUUUUUGGAUUCUGUGGCUGAGUAUGAAGUAACCCAAGAUGAGAAGCGGAAGGAAUGUGGACAGGAAGUCCUUGACAAGUUUCUUAAUCCAAAGUCAGAGGACCACGUCGCUGAGGUGUCGGAGGAGAUGGCGUCUAAAUGUGCCGAACGCUUGGAACAGGAGGCCUGUAAAGAGCUCUUUAUGGAGUGUACAAAAUUGAUCCACGACUACCUGAGUGUGGCUCCCUUCGCAGACUACCUCGACAGCAUGUUCUUCAACCGCUUCCUACAGUGGAAAUGGCUUGAAAGACAACCAGUUACAAAAAACACAUUCCGACAGUACAGGGUAUUGGGGAAGGGCGGAUUCGGUGAGGUCUGUGCAUGCCAGGUGCGUGCCACAGGGAAGAUGUAUGCCUGUAAGAAGUUGGAGAAGAAAAGGAUCAAAAAGAGAAAAGGCGAAUCCAUGGCCCUGAAUGAGAAGCAAAUUCUGGAAAAGGUCAACAGUCGGUUCGUAGUGAGUCUGGCGUAUGCCUACGAGACGAAAGAUGCCCUAUGCUUGGUUCUCACGCUGAUGAACGGGGGGGACCUGAAGUUCCAUAUCUACCACAUGGGCGAGGCCGGCUUUGAGGAGAAGAGAGCGAUCUUCUACGCUGCUGAGAUCUGCUGUGGUCUGGAAGAUCUCCACAGAGAGAGGAUAGUCUACAGAGAUUUGAAGCCGGAAAACAUAUUGUUAGAUGACCAUGGUCACAUCCGCAUAUCAGACUUGGGCCUGGCUGUGCACGUACCAGAGGGCCAGACAAUCAAAGGGCGUGUUGGAACUGUGGGCUAUAUGGCUCCAGAGGUGGUGAAGAAUGAACGGUACACCUUCAGUCCGGACUGGUGGGCUCUGGGCUGUCUGUUAUACGAGAUGAUCGAGGGCCAGUCUCCUUUCCAGCAGCGCAAGAAGAAAAUCAAGCGGGAGGAGGUGGAGCGGCUCGUCAAAGACGUGGAAGAGGAGUACUCCAGCAAGUUCUCAGAGGACGCCAAGUCCCUCUGUAAAAUGCUGCUGGCCAAAGACCCCAACGAGAGGCUUGGCUGUCAGGGAGGAGCCUCGGAGGUGAAGGCCCACUCCCUCUUCCGCUCCAUCAACUUUAAGAGGCUGGAGGCAGGCAUGCUGGAAGCCCCUUUCAUUCCUGAUCCUCAGGCCAUUUACUGUAAGGACGUGCUGGACAUCGAGCAGUUCUCCACCGUGAAGGGGGUGGAGCUGGAGCCCAAAGACGACUCCUUCUACAACAAAGUGUCCACAGGCAGUGUGCCCAUCCCUUGGCAAAAUGAGAUGAUUGAGUCAGAAUGUUUUAAGGAACUCAAUGUGCUGAAUUUGGACGGCACUCUACCCCCAGACCUGGACUGGAGAGGCCAGCCAUCACCUCCACCCAAACAAGGCCUGCUGCAGAGACUCUUUGGGAGACAGGACUGCUGUGGAAACUGCAGCGACAGUGAUGAGGAGCCCACACGGCUGUGAGGGGGCGGGGCUGACCCAGACCUCUCCCCAUCCAACUGAGGAUCUCAUUUGUUUACAAUUUUUGCACAUUUGUAUUUUUAAGAUAGCUCUAUAUAAACAUUGGAAUGUAUAUUUUCACUAUAUAGCCAUGCAGUCUAUAUGUUAUUUAAAGUCAACGAAAACGAAAAGACAGCAAAAAGGGUCACGAUUACCGUCCAUCAUUUGCAAAGUACUGCAAUGACAGGUAAGUCAACACUGUUCAAGACUUGAAGCCUGACUGACCCCGACAGCCUUCUUUCUGUGUUACCUGCCUGUGUCAUAGCCUCCCUGCGACCUUUUCUUCUUCUUCUUUUUUUUUUCCUCCUUUCUUUUUUUCAUGUAUGGUGGUUUUUUUUCCAUCUGUGUUCUGUUUUCUAUUGUUUUACUGAUUCUCUCACGUGAACAUGUACAGCGCGUGCUCAGACGUAUUGUUUUAAACAUGGGCAGAAGAAGAAUUAAGUAGGGUCACAGAUAUUUUUAUAUUUAUAUUUUUCAUUUUUAUUUUUCUUAAUGGUAAUCUUGACAAUCAAAUGAUACCAUUUGUACACAAUCUUGACAGACGCGCAUGUGGGAUGGGGUUCAAAACAUGGAGACAGGAAGUGACUGAUGACUGAAGAGAUGGAUUUUCUUGAAUUUGUAAACGUAGACUAUGAAUUUGAAAACUAUGGCCUGAAGUCUCAAAUGUGUAUAUGUAGGGAUAGUUAGAUAGAGGCACCUACUGAACCAAAUAGGUGUGAAUUGAAAGGUUUUAAAAUGAAAAUGCAUAUUGUAUAUUGUCACUUUUAUGCAAAAAAAAAAAACCCUUAUAUCACCAAAAUGGCAACUUAAAGGUAAAAGGAAAAAACUUCUUAGCCUUCAGUGGAAGCCUAUGUAUUUAAAAAAAAAGAUCAAGCAGUUAUUUUGAUUUAUUCAUCAUGAAUUUCUAAAUCAGUAUACAGAACAUUCAACAUUUUAAAAAACAGCUGAAGAAAUAUGGAGAUACAAGGAUUGUUCUUGCCUGAAUGUGACAAUAUGUUAACAACUGUCUGCACACAGUUGUUGUCAUGUUUGUAAAUAUGCGACACUCAUCUGUAAAGCCCUGAGUGUGUCUUCCUGCUAAUUUCUCUAUGGACAUUUGAGGGGGAAAGAAACAAAUCAUAAAAAAACACACACAACCUGCAAUUUAAAGUGGCCCAUUUGUGCAUGGUGAGACAUUUUGCAUUUAUAAUGCACUGAUCAUCAUACAGGUUCUGUGAUUGAAAUAAUCUGUGUUAUCAGGUUAUCAUGUGCUGGUUAUCAAGGGGCACAUACGUAUAUAUUGAAUCAAACGCGUUUGUAAUCUUCAUCCUACUGCAUUAUAUAGACGUGAUUUUGUUGCUGUGAGUAGAUUUAAAUCAGUCAUAAUGUCAUUCAUACGCUGUUCAAAUGUUUAUUGCUGCUUUCCCACAUUUUGGGUCAAAGAAAUGAAAUCCCCACAAACACACACACACACACACCCAUACA
Astyanax mexicanus (Mexican tetra) is the source of this 3696-nucleotide messenger RNA. RefSeq names its product G protein-coupled receptor kinase 6 (gene grk6). Gene Ontology annotation, biological process: protein phosphorylation; signal transduction; regulation of signal transduction. Gene Ontology annotation, cellular component: plasma membrane; cytoplasm. The transcript is spliced from 16 exons. Lineage: Eukaryota; Metazoa; Chordata; Actinopteri; Characiformes; Acestrorhamphidae. Bases 472 to 2196 code for a protein of 574 amino acids. Gene Ontology annotation, molecular function: G protein-coupled receptor kinase activity; ATP binding. The record is from RefSeq and is a predicted model, not a curated record.